ACCGUGCUGUAAAUAAGAGGUCUGAUUCGCAGGCUUAACCGGAAAACUGACCUGGCAAAAGCUCUCCGCUUCCAUUUCUCUCAUCGCAGGCAUCAAUACAGCUGUUGUUAUCACUUUUAUUCUUGAUCUGCAAAGUUCUGUUAUGACUAUCGCUAUUCAUGGUUGAAUGUUGACAAACAAGUUUCAGGAUUGUCAAGGAAUGGGCAUGAUGGAGAUCAAAUUAGAAUUAUGAAAUUCUCUCUCCUACACCUAAAGUUUUGAAGGAGCAAGUAUUAAUUAAGAUUAGAAGUAACAGAAAUGUUCUCAUUGUUCUAUGGUCUUUGGAAGUAUAUAUUCAGUAAGACAGAGUUUCAUAUACUCAUUCUUGGAAUUGACAAGGCGGGGAAAACAACCUUUAUGGAGAAAUUGAAAUCAUUGUUCUCAAAUUUAGAAGGCAUCCCUCCUGAUCGAAUUGUUCCUACUGUUGGACUUAACAUUGGUCGUGUUGAAGUAUCAAACUCAAAACUUGUAUUCUGGGAUCUGGGUGGUCAGCCUGGUCUUCGCUCAAUUUGGGAGAAGUAUUAUGAAGAGGCUCAUGCUGUUAUUUAUUUAAUUGAUGCCACUUGUCCUUCACGUUUUGAAGAUUCAAAGUCUGCAUUAGAAAAAAUUCUAAGGCAUGAGGAUUUGCAAGGAGCCCCCUUUUUGAUAUUAGCAAACAAGGAGGAUCUUUCUGAAGCGGUAUCAGCUGAAGAAGUUGCUCGAUAUUUAGAUCUUAAAAAGCUGGACGAGAGGGAGAGGGUGUACAUGUUUGAAGCAGUUUCAGCAUAUAACGGGAUGGGAAUUAAAGAAAGCGUGGAGUGGCUUGUGGAGGUAAUGGAGCGAAGCAAGAGAACAGAAAUGUUGAGAGUUCGGGCAGGUGGAACACCAGGCCCUAGUGCCUAGAAGAAAUUAUAUCAACUUACAGUUGUUUGCCUGACUGUAGUUUGUGUAAAUAAACAGGUUUACAUUAUAUUCUACAUGGCCAAAAGAUAAUCCUUUUUUUGAUUUUUUCACAUAUGCAGAAGUUCAGCCGAGUGGACAAUAUUAGCUGAUAUUUUUAAUUUAAAUUAUUAGGAAAGAAGAGUGAGAGGGGAAGCCAUUCAAUCUGUGGCAAGAAGAUAACGCAUUUGUUGGUGUCAUACUUUAUGCAUUUGUUGAAUUAUGCUACUUAGACCUCUGGUUUUUGAA
Molecule: messenger RNA, 1206 nt
Organism: Manihot esculenta (cassava)
Lineage: Eukaryota; Viridiplantae; Streptophyta; Magnoliopsida; Malpighiales; Euphorbiaceae
Product: ADP-ribosylation factor-related protein 1
Exons: 8
Coding region: 298-921 (207 amino acids)
Biological process (GO): intracellular protein transport; protein localization to organelle; Golgi to plasma membrane protein transport
Cellular component (GO): Golgi apparatus
Molecular function (GO): GTP binding; GTPase activity
Source: RefSeq, a predicted model, not a curated record